Brienomyrus brachyistius is the source of this 2272-nucleotide messenger RNA. RefSeq names its product spinster homolog 3 (Drosophila) (gene spns3). Gene Ontology annotation, cellular component: membrane. Gene Ontology annotation, biological process: transmembrane transport. Lineage: Eukaryota; Metazoa; Chordata; Actinopteri; Osteoglossiformes; Mormyridae. The coding region runs from base 165 to 1664 and encodes 499 amino acids. The transcript has 13 exons. Gene Ontology annotation, molecular function: transmembrane transporter activity. The record is from RefSeq and is a predicted model, not a curated record.
UCCAGUUAACUUAAUUACUCAGGGGGUACAAAAAGUAACUGAGCGACUGUCUCUUGUUUUUCUCUUGGUAAAGAUACAGCAGCAGAGGAAUUCACUUUGGAGAAAUGGAAUGAUCUGUGGAUAACUGGGAUUUACUGCUGACUCUCGGACUGACUACUGCCUCCAUGGAGAUGGAUCUCACGGGCCCUUCAGGGGCCUCCAAGAGGUUGAGCCUGCGUGACGGCGGAGGCGCCACAGUGCCCUAUGGGUCCCUGGAGAAUGAAGUCCCGCCUCCACCGGUGGCAGGCGUCAGCACACCGAAACGCUCCUACAUCAUGGUGGUGGUGCUCUGCUAUGUCAACCUGCUCAACUACAUGGACCGCUACACCAUUGCUGGCAUCCUUGACAGCAUCCAGAAGUAUUUCAACAUCAACGAUAGCUCUGCUGGACUUCUGCAGACAGUUUUUAUCUGCAGCUUCCUGGUGUUGGCACCUGUGUUCGGCUAUCUUGGCGACCGUUACGACAGGAAGCUGAUCAUCAGUGUGGGCCAGGCACUGUGGAUUCUCACCAGCCUGGGAAGCUCCUUCAUUACAGAGAAGUACUUCUGGGUGCUGCUCCUCACGCGAGCUUUCGUUGGCAUCGGGGAAGCCAGUUACUGCACCAUCGCUCCCACCAUCAUUGGGGACCUCUUCAUCGGAGCUGAACGCACCCUCAUGAUUUCUCUUUUCUACAUCUUCAUUCCCGUGGGAUGCGGUCUGGGAUAUAUAAUCGGUCAUUCUAUUGCCACUGCCACAGGGGACUGGCACUGGGCACUACGGUUGAAUCCCAUUCUAGGCCUGUUAGGCCUCAUCCUGAUCCUGGUGUUCCUCUCGAACCCGGCCCGGGGAGCUGCGGAAGCCCCGACCACGAAGAUGACGCACACGUCCUAUGGGGAGGACGUCAAAUACCUCUUAAAGAAUCGCAGCUUUGUCCUCUCCUCGCUGGGGGUGACGGCCAUGACCUUCGUGACCGGGGCCCUGGCCUUCUGGACUCCCAUCUUUCUGCAGAGGGCACGGGAGGCAAUGCAUGGCGGCCAGCCCUGUGCGGAGCCCAGCUGUGUCUCCUCAGACAGCUACGUGUUUGGCGCCAUCACCGUGGUAACGGGCAUCCUGGGGGUGCUCAUCGGAUCCAUCGCCUCCCGGAAGCUGAAAGGCCGUGUGCCGCACGUGGACCCGUUGAUCUGCGCUGUGGGCUUGCUCAGCUCCUCGCCCUGCUUCUUCCUCGCCAUCGUGCUGGCCUACAUCAGCAUCCCGGCUGCUUAUGUGUUCAUCGCCAUUGGGGAGACCUUACUUUCCCUGAGCUGGCCGAUUCUGGCUGACAUCCUGCUGUACGUGGUGGUGCCUACGCGAAGGGCCACAGCAGAAGCCUUGCAGAUCACGGUCUGCCACCUCUUCGGCGAUGCAGGAAGUCCUUACCUCCUGGGACUUCUGUCUGACUGGAUAAAGAUGUAUCAGCCUGACUCGUUCACCUGGCGGUUCCGCAGCCUGGAGUACAGCUUCAUGCUCUGUCCCUUUGUGGGUGUCUUGGGCGGCCUCUUCUUCCUGCUCACCUCUCUGCAUGUCACCAAGGACCGGAAGGCUGCAGAGCUGCUGGUCACAGGACGGACUCCUCCUCCCCCUAACCUUCAGCCUGGAGCACCCAGCUGACCAGGUGACUGCCAGACAGUGGACCUCAGACUAGUGCACCCCCGUGUGGCUUCAGUGACUGAGCUGCAGGGCAGCACUACCGUAACCCCCCCCCCCCCCCCCCCCCAGCCGAUAAUCAGUGUGAAACGCUGUAUCACCCUUCACUUUAUGGAUUUCUAGUGUGUGUGUGUUUUUUUAUAAUGUUGGUUUAAUCAUAUCUGUGGUGCAGGUCCAUCAUGCCUCAGAACUGAUGGUCCUGCACCGUCUGAAUGAUUUUGGGAGGUUCUCAAAAAAGAUGAGAGCUGUCCUCAUUGCUAUGUAGCAUUUGUUUAACGUCUCGGUGUGAGAAAUGUGAGCAGGGGCAGGAGAGCAUGUCACUCCUAUCCUGCUGCUCUGCAAACCACAAGUGGAGCGGAAGCAUGAUUUCGGUAAAAACGAGGGGCAGGUUUUGGUAACUCAAAGCUGAAACAGCCCACCUGCUCUGGCCUCUGUCCCAGGUGCUGUUCUGGCCCAUUUUACCUUGCAUGCUUCAUCAUCAUUGAAUAUUUACCUCAGCUACAGCUUCAGCAUUUAAAAUGUCAUUUAUUCUUUUUAAAAUAAACUCAUACAGUGGCAGAAUCCCUGCCAUA